CUAACCAAUCAUAUUUGGGUCAACCAAUAAAAAUAAGGAUAUUUUGAUAUAAACAAUGUAAUAUACUGUAAUUUCCAUUCCUAAACUUUAAUCAUCACCAUUAUUCCUCAUAGAUAGUACUAUCCAAUAAUCUCCAUGACGACAAAGAGUGAGAUUAAGCUUAUAGGCAAAUGGUCAAGUCCUUAUGUGGCAAGGGUGAAGAUUGCCCUUAACAUCAAAUCACUUGAAUAUGAAAAUUUUGAAGAGAAUGAAACCUUUAACCCCAAAAGUGAUCUUCUAGUUCAAUCCAACCCUGUUUAUGGCAAAGUCCCAGUUCUCAUUCACCAAAAUAAACCCAUUUGUGAGUCUCUUAUCAUUGUUGAAUACAUAGAUGAAACUUGGUCAACUUCUCCUUCUAUACUUCCCUCUGAUUCUUAUGAUAGAUCACUUGCUUUAUUCUGGGCUGCUUAUAUAGAUCAAAAGUGGUUUCCUCCUAUGCAAAGCAUAAUUACUGUUGAAGGAGAGGAGGAAAGGAAGCCAUAUUUUGAGGUAAUGGAAGAAGUGGUUGAGAAGAUGGAGGAAGCUUUUGGAAAAUGCAGCAAAGGAAAGCCAUUUUUUGGUGGGGAUAAGAUUGGUUAUCUUGAUAUUGCAUUUGGAAGCUUUUUGGGAUGGCUUAGUGUGAUAGAGCAUGAUUAUGAAAGGAAAGUUUUGGUUGAAGAAAAGGCUCCUAAUUUGGUGAAAUGGGCUGAGAGAUUUGUUGUUGAUCCUGCUGUCAAGGGACUUAUACCUGAGACUGAGAGACUUGUUAAACUUUCCAAAGCUCUUCAGAUCAAAUGGAGAGCUGCUGUUGGUAAGAUAUAGAAUUUGGAAGUGGGAGAAUGGAGAUGUUUGUCUAAAUAUGAUGAACUUGUUGAAAAAAAUAAAAUAAAAUAAAACCAAACUAUUUUAACAGGUCGGUUCAGUUCAUAAAACAAACAAUUUGGUUCGAUUACUAUGAAUUUUGAAAACAGUUCUGUUUGGUUUUCCUCUCAAACCGAACCAUGCCCACCCCCUAGCAGUGACUAUAAAUAUCGAGGAAUGAAUUCUCUACGGUCAAAUAAUGAUUGCAAGAUAAUAUCAAAUAUCGGAUUUGAAUAAAUGGUAGUAUAUGCCAACAAAGCCAUCCCACAAUCUGUAUCCUAUUACAAAUGUUUGAUAUAAUGAAGAACACAUAAGUUAACAAA
This is a messenger RNA of Trifolium pratense (red clover), 1202 nucleotides long. Its product is annotated as glutathione S-transferase U18-like. Lineage: Eukaryota; Viridiplantae; Streptophyta; Magnoliopsida; Fabales; Fabaceae. The coding region runs from base 136 to 840 and encodes 234 amino acids. The record is from RefSeq and is a predicted model, not a curated record. The transcript has 2 exons. Gene Ontology annotation, biological process: glutathione metabolic process. Gene Ontology annotation, molecular function: glutathione transferase activity. Gene Ontology annotation, cellular component: cytoplasm.